Messenger RNA from Penicillium riverlandense, 951 nucleotides. RefSeq names its product NAD(P)-dependent oxidoreductase. Bases 1 to 951 code for a protein of 316 amino acids. The transcript has a single exon. Gene Ontology annotation, molecular function: NADP binding; oxidoreductase activity, acting on the CH-OH group of donors, NAD or NADP as acceptor. Lineage: Eukaryota; Fungi; Ascomycota; Eurotiomycetes; Eurotiales; Aspergillaceae. The record is from RefSeq and is a predicted model, not a curated record.
AUGACAGUCGAACGCUCAGUCUCUGUCAUUGGCCUGGGGCUAAUGGGUUCUGCACUUGCUAGAACCUUUGUGGAUAAGGGAUGGAGAACGACCGUCUGGAAUAGGUCUUCCACCAAAACUCAUCCGCUAGUCGCCAUAGGCGCAGUCGCGGCGGCUUCGGUGACUCAGUGCAUCAGCGCAAGCCGUUUGGUCGUCACCUGUCUGCUCAAUCCGGAGGCCGUCCACGAUGUUCUGGAAGGUGCCGAUCCUCUUUCUUGCGCUGGCCGGACUUUGAUAGACUAUACCUCCGGGACUCGUUCCCAGACCUGGGAGACACAGGAACGGGCAAUAAAGCUGUCCUUCUCGGCUUACUUACGCGGUGCGAUUCUCGCAACACCUGAGCAUGUGGGACUGCCGGAAGCGCCAUUUUACUACGCUGGCAAUGAGACGGCAUUUCGAUCCAUCGAAGGCUACUUUCAAAUCCUCGGCCGGACAUCCUACCUUGGAGAUGAUCCUGCCUUAGCCUCGCUGCAAGGAUGCAUUAUGAUGGAUGCUUUCUUCGGUCUUGCGGCGGGCUUCCUGCAGUCGGUGGCAGUCCUGAAGGCAUCCAAAAUGUACACUAAAGGAGGCGCGGAACGUUUUCUGUAUGAUGAGCUGGUCCCGUUACUUUGCCAGAACUAUCCGAAGAUGCUCGGCGACUUUGCAAAGCAAAUCGACAAUGGUCACUACCUGAGGGAGGAUGGCAACAGCAUGCCAUUGUGCAUAUUAGUGCAAACACUACAGAAUGUAAUGCAGGCGCAUUCCGAACACGGUCUUUCGAACGCGAUGUUCAAACCGCUCUUGGAGCUCAUGCAGACCAGAGUUGCGCAAGGUGGUGCGGCCGAGGAAAUGAGCAGCUUGAUAGCGACCAUCUCAGAUCCUGGGCCGCUUGAAGAUGAGGCUGUAAUUGAAUCAGCCGUCCUUGGGCCAUAA